AUGGUCCAGAUUGGCUUCUUCCGCUACCUCCGCCUCAAAGUCACCGUUGUUUUGAUGCGACUCAUCACGUGGUGGCGACAACCCAAAGCGAAUCUCUCUCUACCAACUGGCCUCGAGCGAAAAGCAAUUCGCAUUCCGUCGCGUGAUCCAGCUCGCUUUAUUAAUGGAUGGCUCUACUCACCAUCUGCUGACGGCAUCCCUUCGUCGGCUACAAAGAAGCCCAUCAUUGUGAACUGGCACGGGAGCGGGUUCGUUCUUCCAAGUCUGGGUAGCGACCACGACUUUUGCGCUCGCGUUGCAAUAGAGACUGGUUUUGUCGUGUUGGAUGCGGAUUACCGCAAGGGGCCCGAGGUGCCAUUCCCUGGAGCCGUUCAUGAUGCCGAGGACACCUUGAAAUGGGUAGCAAGCCAGCAUCAAGAGUUCGACCUUGAACGCGUGGCUGUCUCGGGAUUUAGUGCCGGCGCAAACUUGGCUUUGGUGGCAUCAUCGUACUUGAAAGAGAGUUAUCCCACCCUCAAUAUUCAAGUCACCGUCGCAAUAUAUCCUCCUGUGGACCUGUCUAUUGAUCCCGAAGCGAAAACCGUCCCUCAUCCUAUACGACCAAUUCCAGCAGCUGUGGCGCGUAUAUUCGACGCGUGCUACAUCCCAGACAACUCAUUGCGAUCAGAUCCUCGCAUUUCCCCUACAUUUGCGGAUCCUACACUUUUCCCCGAGGUGGUUGUUAUUUUGACCUGCAGCGGAGACACUUUGGCGCCAGAGGGAAACGCGAUGGCCGCUAAGCUUCAGAAUGGAAAACGCCGGGUGAUUAAUCAGACUUUGGAGGGUGUUGGCCAUGCAUUUGACAAGGGUGUUCGCGAAGGAACCCAUGAAUGGGAACAGCGGGAACUGGCGUACUCAACAUCCAUAAGAGAGCUCAAAUCCGGACUAGGCGUGUAG
This is a messenger RNA of Fusarium falciforme, 936 nucleotides long. Its product is annotated as Abhydrolase-3 domain-containing protein. Gene Ontology annotation, molecular function: hydrolase activity. The transcript has a single exon. Bases 1 to 936 code for a protein of 311 amino acids. The record is from RefSeq and is a predicted model, not a curated record. Lineage: Eukaryota; Fungi; Ascomycota; Sordariomycetes; Hypocreales; Nectriaceae.